Drosophila busckii is the source of this 2255-nucleotide messenger RNA. It is a transcript of the gene usp, whose product is annotated as protein ultraspiracle. The coding region runs from base 376 to 1815 and encodes 479 amino acids. The record is from RefSeq and is a predicted model, not a curated record. Gene Ontology annotation, molecular function: nuclear receptor activity; RNA polymerase II cis-regulatory region sequence-specific DNA binding; zinc ion binding. Lineage: Eukaryota; Metazoa; Arthropoda; Insecta; Diptera; Drosophilidae. Gene Ontology annotation, biological process: cell differentiation; anatomical structure development; cellular response to ecdysone. Gene Ontology annotation, cellular component: nucleus; activator ecdysone receptor complex. The transcript has a single exon.
CUUUGUUGAGAAAAAAAUGUCGACGCGAAAAGUAUUUAAUCAUUAGUCAGAAAGUCUGUAUAAUAAUAAUUUAUAGUUUGUGCAACAUACAAAUAUGACUUUUGGAGCAGACGAGCAGAGCAGUUAAAGCGCAAGUCAAAAGCAACAUCAAGUUAUGCAAAUGCCAUAAUUUCAGCUGAAAGUUUCAGUUCACUAGGCCUAAGACUCAGACACGGUGGCGUUCCCGUCCACCACGACCACAAAGUGAAACUGCAGUGGGGGAAAGUCAACAGCCGCAUCACCAGCAACUGCAAAAACACAAGUAAAGAAGCUCACAGGCUGCCCAGACGCUCAGGCAACAUCAAUAAAUAAUAAGUGCAGAGCAAACAGCACAAGAUGGACAACUGCGACCAGGAUGCUGGAGGCUUUCGGCUCGGGCCCAUUAAGGAGGAAGUCAAGCCGGACAUAUCGCAGCUCAACGACAGUAACAACAGCAGCUUUUCACCCAAGGCCGAGAGUCCAGGUCCCUUUCUACAGGCCAUGAAUAUGGUGAAUGUACUGCCCGGCGGCGGCGGCAACAACAACCAAUUGGCGCAGGCGCCGACUGCACAGCAACAGUAUCCGCCCAAUCAUCCAUUGAGCGGCUCAAAGCAUUUGUGCUCCAUUUGUGGAGAUCGCGCCAGCGGCAAACAUUAUGGCGUUUACAGCUGUGAGGGCUGCAAAGGCUUCUUUAAGCGCACAGUGCGCAAGGAUCUCACAUACGCUUGCCGCGAAAAUCGCAACUGCAUUAUAGACAAGCGGCAACGUAAUCGCUGCCAGUAUUGUCGCUAUCAAAAGUGCCUGUCCUGCGGCAUGAAACGCGAGGCGGUACAGGAGGAAAGACAGCGAGGCGCACGCACUUCCACGGGCCGUCUGAACGCAGCUAGCGCCGCUGCAGGAGGCUCCCUUGGGACCGCUGGUGGCAUCUCUGGCGGCAGCAGCAUUGGCGCCAGCAGCGCCGCCGACGACUUUAUGCCCAACAGUGUGUCCCGCGACUUUACCAUCGAGCGGCUGCUGGACGCGGAGCAGCGCGCCGAGGCUCACAGUGGCGACAGAGCGCUGGCGUUUCUACGCGUUGGACCCAACUCCACGGUGCAGCCGGAUUACAAGGGCGCCGUAUCGGCGCUCUGCCAGGUGGUCAACAAACAGCUCUACCAGAUGGUCGAGUAUGCCAGACUCAUGCCGCACUUUGCCCAGCUGCCGCUGGCGGAUCAGGUUAUACUGCUGAAGGCCGCCUGGAAUGAGCUGCUGAUCGCUAAUGUAGCCUGGUGCAGCAUUGUGUCGCUGGAUGACGCGCUCACGGGCCUGGGACAUGACAGCGCCUUCGAGCGACGCUCGCCGGUGCAGCAGCCGCAGCAGCUAUUUCUCAAUCAGAGCUUCUCGUAUCAUCGAAAUAGCGCCAUCAAGGCUGGCGUCCAUGCCAUCUUCGACCGCAUACUGUCGGAGCUGAGCGUAAAGAUGAAACGCCUGAAUCUGGAUCGACGCGAGCUGUCCUGUCUGAAGGCGAUCAUAUUGUAUAACCCGGAUAUACGCGGCAUCACGAAUCGUGCGGAUAUUGAGCUGUGCCGCGAGAAGGUCUAUGCCUGUCUGGACGAGCACUGCCGCCUGGAGCAUCCGGGAGAUGAGGGACGCUUUGCGCAGCUGCUGUUGCGCCUGCCCGCCUUGCGCUCCAUCAGUCUCAAGUGUCUGGAUCAUUUGUUCUUCUUUCGCAUCAUUAGCGAUCGGCCGUUGGAUGAGCUGUUCUACGAGCAGCUGGAAUCGCAGCCGCCGCCGGGCAUGACGCUGAAACACGAAUAAUGAAUGAAUGCGAAUGCGAAUGCUAAUGCUAAUGCUAAUGCUAAUGCUAAUGCGAAUGCAUUCAAGCAGUUGUUGAAUUUAUCGAUUGUUAUACUAUUCGAUUCGAUUGAUUGUUUCAUUGUGAUUGAGUUAAUAUAUAUAUUUUUUUCUCUCGCGCAUUUCUCUUAGUCCUAUCCACACACUUCUCGCGCGCCAGCCUUAAUAAUUUGCAUAAUACAUGAAUGCGUAAAAUUGUAAUAACUGUAAUUGUUUAUCAAAUUUUUUUUUACAUAUUGCGUAUAUUUUUUUUUAAAUGAAUCGCGGUUUAGAAAAUGUUUUCCUUAAGAUAUGGAUGCCUCCUCUAAGUGCUGAGGAGGAUGCACGAUAAAAAACCAACAUAGUUGUAUGUGUGUGUGUGUAGCACAUAUUAGACUACAAGCACACAUAUGUAUAUACAUACA